Molecule: messenger RNA, 4759 nt
Organism: Onychostoma macrolepis
Lineage: Eukaryota; Metazoa; Chordata; Actinopteri; Cypriniformes; Cyprinidae
Gene: blm
Product: BLM RecQ like helicase
Exons: 21
Coding region: 337-4650 (1437 amino acids)
Biological process (GO): DNA replication; double-strand break repair via homologous recombination; telomere maintenance
Cellular component (GO): cytoplasm; nucleus; chromosome
Molecular function (GO): ATP binding; four-way junction helicase activity; DNA binding
Source: RefSeq, a predicted model, not a curated record
ACGAAUACGCGGUAAGCGCGAGCUUUCAGCGGUGUUAUGGUGAUGUUGAAUGGCGUUCGUAUGUUAUAUCUGAAUAUCAAGUUUUUGUUUUCGGUGGCGGUAAUUGUAAAGGCAUUUUGUGUAGCUUUCUCUUUUUGGUGUUUUAAUGUUAACACGAUGGCAGAAAGAGAGUAAAACUUUGCGUUGUGGGUGUUUUGUGCUAAACCAAGUGUUGUAAUGUCGCAUUAAUUCUAACAUAACAUGGCUGUUUUUUAGUGCGUGUGUAUUUGUUUGUGGGGUUGGUUAAAUGCCAAAUACAUGAAUAUUGAGGAUUCAUAUAUACUAUAAAUUCACACAAUGCCGAGUCUUCCUCAAAACAACCUAAAGGAGCAACUGGAACGACACAACAAUGCGGCACAGAACAAGUUGUCACUGCUGAAACUAAAGCCCGGGGGAUUUUGUUUCAAAAAGAAGUCUUCAUCAGGUAUCUCUAAAGACGAAGUUCCUCAAAAGGUAACUGGUGCAAAUGUCUUCGCAAACAGGAGUGUCAAUAUUCCCCGCAGCUGUGAAGUAACCAAAACUCCUGUGACGUUUUCGCAAAAGCCUGUGAGAGCAGUUCCGAAAGUCAACUUCUUCGCUGCACCCGGCAGACCGAAGACAAAUACUGUUAAUCCAUUAGUCAACCCAUUUGCUGUGAACAAAACGCCUCCUGUCCUAUCUGCCAUUAAGGAUUUGCCAAAAUCUGCAGUCUUACCUAAGGAUCAAACUGUGGUUGAACCUAAGGGUGACAUCUCCCAACUCUCCUUCAACGAAUGGGAUGACUUGGAUGAUUUUGAAACCCCGGUCAAGGCAAGAGUAUCAUCCCCAGUUACAGAGACCUCUACAAAAAAGCUAAGUGUAUCGGACCAGAACACGUCCCGAAAUUCCUCUUGUGCUAAGAGUGAUGAGACUACAUUAAACGGAGGUUCACAAGUUACAGAAACCAUAACUGCCCCAAAGGACGUCCUGUCAGCUGCUAAUAGAGUCAGCAUAGAGCCUGCUGAGAGAGAGCCAGAGGACUCGCCAAUUAAAAAAUCCAAAAGACAUAAGAAAUCAGUCCAGCAAAAGGCGUUACUGAGUGACACUGAAGAUGAGGAGAUCAUUGAUUGUAUUACCCCAGAGAAAAAUGAAAAGGACAUCAAGUGUGUGACAACUGCUAAAGAAGAGCAGUGGGCUGAGACAAACAUCAUAGACAUUGAUGAGACUGAGACAGACAACUUUUAUGAGGAUUUCAUCCCUCCAUCCCCUGUUCCUGAGGAGACGAGUCCCUUUGGCUCAGAAAAGGAGAAAAGUUCAUCUGACCCUGUUACACAUGCUGACAAAAAUGUUCCACCUCAUGAGUCUGCCUCAAAUCUGUCAGCACCCUUUGAUGAACCUGCUAAAGAAUUAAAAGGACCUGAUGAUGCUCUCUUUACAGUUAUGGAGUAUAUUUGUCGUUUAGUGGACACUAUUCCAGAGCAUGAGCUCAUAGCACUGACCUGCGGCACAGAGCUAUUACUGCAGAGAGCACACAGGAAAAGGAUUCUUGCUAAUGGUGCACCAUCUAGAACACCUCAGUUAGAUCCAGCAGCAUCUCCAUAUUCUAGACUGCUAAACAGACAAGGGUUUGGAGUCACACCCUCUAGUCUAACAUCAUCUAUGACCCCAAUGACAUCAGAAAAGGGAGAGGCUGCCAAAACAGGCUUUCUGUUUCGCAAGUCCAUUGCCUCCAUCAUAUCUUUGGAAAAUGACAGUGUGUUUGAGGAUUCUGACUGCAUCAUCAAUGGGGUUGAGACCCCUGGUGGAUCCUGGAAUCCUAACAGCACCGCAAAAACAGCAACUAGUAGGGACAUCUCAAGCAGGUCAAGUUCCCCUUCAACCAAAUCUGAGUCAAAAAUGGAUAAGUGCUACUCAAGGUUGUCUUUCAGUGAGUCAAACAAUCAGACUGUGGGUGGAGAUCAGGUUGACUUGUUUUAUUCCCCCAAAAGAGUAGAUUCAGGAAAGAGAAAUGCUGAGAGCAGUGUUGAAACCAUCAUGGAAGUACCCAACUGUUCUCGAGCAGAUACAGUGCCACCUGAUGACUUCCUAAUUGAUGACUUUGAUAUUGAUGAUUUUGAUGAGACUGAUGUUCCAGAUUAUUUUGAAGAACCUCCAAGUGUUUUGGCAUCAAGAGACAGCUUUGGUGCAAAAACGCCAUCGGUGCAGGAGGGAGGGCCUUCAAAACCUUUGGAGAGAAAGACUGUAACACCGCCAGCACUGAAAAAUACCAAAACAUCCAACCCUGAACCUGUGUACAGAAACCCAGCUCAUGACCGCUUUAGAGGCUUCAGCUUUCCUCACAGCCCAGAGAUGAUGAAGAUCUUCCAUAAGAAGUUUGGGCUGCAUCAGUUCCGCUUCAAUCAGCUGGAGGCUAUUAAUGCCGCACUGUUAGGAGAAGACACGUUUAUACUGAUGCCUACAGGUGGUGGUAAAAGUCUCUGCUAUCAGCUUCCUGCUUGUGUCUCUGCUGGAGUGACUAUUGUCAUUUCUCCUCUACGGUCACUCAUAGUUGACCAGGUCCAAAAGCUUACCACAUUAGAUAUCUGUGCAACUAGUUUAUCUGGGGACAAAAAAGAUAGUGAGGCUGCAAAGAUCUAUAUGCAGCUGUCUAGGAAGGAUCCCCCCAUCAAACUGCUUUAUGCCACUCCUGAGAAGGUGUGUGCAAGUGGACGAAUGAUCAGUGCCCUUCAGAAUCUGUAUGAAAGGGGUCUGCUGGCUCGCUUAGUCAUUGACGAGGCCCAUUGCGUCAGUCAGUGGGGUCAUGACUUCAGGCCAGACUUCAAGCGCUUGCAUGAGCUCAGGCGGAUGUUUCCCAGUGUUCCUAUAAUGGCACUGACGGCCACUGCCACUCCUAGAGUUCAGAAAGAUAUUCUUAACCAGCUAGCAAUGACCCGUCCUCAGGUAUUCACUAUGAGCUUCAACAGGCACAAUCUCAAAUAUUCAGUAUUGCCAAAAAAACCCAAGAAGGUUGAUGAGGAAUGCAUUCAGUGGAUCAAGAAAUAUUACCCACGUGACUCGGGGAUUGUGUACUGCUUGUCUCGUAAUGACUGCGACACUCUGGCUGUCAGUCUUCAGAGGGCUGGAAUCGCAGCGCUGGCAUAUCACGCUGGCCUGAGUGACAGUGACAGGGAAUAUGUCCAGAAUAAAUGGAUCAACCAGGAUGGCUGCCAGGUUAUGUGUGCCACCAUUGCGUUUGGCAUGGGAAUCGAUAAGCCAGAUGUGCGUUAUGUGAUCCAUGCCAGUUUGCCCAAGUCAAUGGAGGGUUAUUACCAGGAGUCAGGCAGAGCUGGUCGAGAUGGAGAGAUUUCCCACUGCGUCCUCUUCUAUUCCUACAGUGAUGUUAUCCGCAUCAAGAGACUCAUCGCUAUGGAUAAAGAUGGCAACCAGCAAUCCAAAGCCACCCACAUCAACAACCUGCACAGCAUGGUGCAUUUCUGUGAGAACGUGGCCGAGUGCAGGAGAAUCCAGUUGCUGGCUUACUUCGGCGAGCACACAUUCAAUACAAGCUUCUGUAAAGAGCAUCCUGAGGUCAUCUGUGACAAUUGUGCCAGACCACAUAAAUAUAAAUCAAGAAAUGUCACCGACGAUGUGAAGAAGAUUGUGAGGUUUGUGCAGGAGAACUGUGAGAAGGUUGGAAACCGAUACGGCAAAUCUGCCCAGCAGAACAGGCUCACUCUCAACAUGCUGGUCGACAUAUUUCUGGGCUCUAAAAGUGCUCGGAUCCAGUCUGGAAUGUUCAGGGAAGGAGCAGCAUAUUCCAAACACAAUGCUGAGAGGCUUUUUAAGAAACUGGUGCUGGAUAGUGUUCUGAUGGAGGACCUCUACAUCACUAACAAUAUGCAGGCAGUGGCCUAUAUCUCUGCUGGGCCUAAAGCAAUGAGUGUACUGAGUGGCUGCAUGCAGGUUGAGUUUAUUGAGACAGAGAGUGCGUCCAGCAUCAGAAAGCACAAAGCCUCUGUGAUUGAGAACGUUUCUAAGAGAGAGGAGAUGGUUAAAAAAUGUCUACAGGAACUCAAUGAUCUGUGCAAGAAGUUGGGCAAAGUCUUCGGCAUUCAUUACUACAACAUUUUCUCCACAGCCACACUCAAAAAGAUUGCUGAAACUCUCUCGUCUGAUCCGGAGGUUCUGCUGCAGAUUGAUGGUGUGACUGAAGACAAGCUGGAGAAGUAUGGAGCUGAGGUUAUUGAACUGCUGCAGAAGUACUCCGAGUGGCAGCUGCCUGCUGAGGCACAGACAGAGAGUUCAGGAUGGAUUGACACAACAAGAGGCCAUCAAAACGAGGAAGAUGACGAUGAUGAAGGGGACACCACAUCAACCUAUUUCAGAAGCACCUCUGGACGAGGAGCAAAGAGAAAGCAAGGGUCUUACUCCAGGAAACCCAAAAGAAGAAAAGGUGCCAGCGGCCAAAACUCCUCCUCUAAAGGUGGAUGCAGCAAUAACUGGUCUUCAUCAAGAGGAGGAAGAGGAGGAUACAGGGGUGGUAAUCGAAGUGCAGGCAGAGGUUCCAGGCCGGCUCCAUCAGUCCCAGCAGUGAAGAGGCCCGGCUUCAUGGCUUUGCCCACCCCACAGACUGCUGCUCGUCCAUUCCUCAAACCAAUAUUCUCUCACCUCUAGAAUCAGAAUACUUCUACUGGUAAUGUCAAUUGAUGUGACUUUGUGAAUAUUUGUAAUUUGUAAAGAAACUUUAUACACUGAUUUUUAAUAAAUAUAAUUUUGUGGUGUA